AUGGUCACUAUUGGGGAACAUGUUGAGAGUGGGCUGAAAUCAGGAAAGAUAACAUACACGACCGCGCCGCAGACAGUCAACAAGAGACCGCAUGGGGGCUUCACAAAUAAAAAGGAGGGGGAAGCAAACGCUGUAAUGGUGAAGGCUCGUCCCCAAUAUCGAGUUACGACAACCCCUAUGCCAUAUUACCCAUACCAAUACAUUGCCGCAGCUCAAUACCAACAGCCAUCUUUCCAGUAUCAACCGCAGAGAGACAAUCGACAAUCAACAUCCACUCAGAGAAAUCCAAACCAACAAUAUAAUCGAGCACAGAAUCGAGGAAACAAUUUUGGGAACCGACCCCAGUUUGAAAAAAUUCCGGUGUUGUACUCCGAAUUAGUCCAUUGUCUAGUUCAUGUAGAGGAGAUCAUACCAAAGGAAUUUCCCGUGGCCACUCCUCCAUUCCACAACAACCACGAUCCUAAUGCUUCAUGCGCGUAUCGUGCCAGAUUCAUAGGGCACUCUACAGAAAAUUGUUGGGCACUUAAGUGCAAGAUUCAAGACUUGAUAAACCAGAACAUCCUGACCUUCUCCGAAGAAAACCCGAAUGUAAAGAUCAAUCCUUUGCCGAAUCAUAGUGGCACAUCAGUCAACGUCGUGAUUGAGGAGGUAAAUGCCGAAGUCGUACUAAAAGUUGAAGAGGUGAAGACUCCAAUGUCCGUUGUGUUACAAAAGCUUGAACAGUUUGGGUUUUUAGAAGAGGUGCAUGAAGAUUGUACAUUAUGCGAGUUUGAUCCAGAUAGUUGCGAGCAGUUGAAAGGGUGUGUGCAUGCACUAAUGGACCAAGGGUUAAUACAGUUCUCUAGAGCUCAAGCAGCAGAAGAGGUAGAGGAAAUUGAACCAAUAACUAUUAUAUACAGGAAGAAGAAGGUUGAAGCUCCUCCCAAGAGGACUCAGCCGAUCUAUUUCCGUGUUCCAACUCCGUUUCCGUAUCAAAAUACCAAGGCAGUGCCUUGGAAUUAUAAGACCACAAUGUAUUUGGGAGGGAAAAAAAUCCGCAUUCCUGAUACAAAGAUCGUCAACAUCGCUGGAGCGGGAGGCAUGACUCGAAGUGGCCGUGUGUUCGCUCCUAAAUUCACUCCUAGGGUGUCUCCAGCACCCACAGUUGUCUCACCUAAAGAGAAGGCAACUCCCAUGCUUACUCCGCAAGCAAAGACAACUGUACUUGCCACUCCGACCGUGACAACUGCUCUGGUAUUGACGAGAGUUAUUGACAAUGAUAAAGUUGCAGAGGCCGAAGUCUCCAAGGGGAAAGGGCUGAUGGUUGAAAAAGAACAGUCUGAUGAUCACAAGAAGAGUAUCACUUUUGAGGAAAGUCAGGAAUUCCUCAAACUGAUCAGAAAGAGUGACUUCAAGAUUGUUGAACAGUUGAAUCAGACGCCUUCCAAAAUAUCAAUUUUGUCUUUGCUAUUGAGUUUUGAGGCUCAUCGCAAAGCAUUGCUGAAAGUUCUAAAUGCUGCUCACGUGAUGCAAGAUAUCACGGUCGAUCAAUUUGACGACGUGGUUGCCAACAUCACCGCUAGUAGGUAUCUGGGAUUUAAUGAAGCAGAGUUACCUCCUAAGGGAAAGGCCCACAACAAAGCACUACAUAUUUCGGUCACAUGUACUGAAUCCCUCUUAUCCCGAGUCCUUGUUGAUAUUGGAUCCUUGCUUAAUGUAUUGCCAAAAUCUACAUUUAGUCAGUUACAGUUCAAGGGGCCCGAGAUGAGAACCAGUGAAUUGAUUGUUAGAGCUUUCGAUGGUUCCUGA
This is a messenger RNA of Lathyrus oleraceus (garden pea), 1788 nucleotides long. RefSeq lists its product as uncharacterized. The coding region runs from base 1 to 1788 and encodes 595 amino acids. The record is from RefSeq and is a predicted model, not a curated record. The transcript has a single exon. NCBI's taxonomy places the organism in Eukaryota, Viridiplantae, Streptophyta, Magnoliopsida, Fabales, Fabaceae.